Molecule: messenger RNA, 1249 nt
Organism: Pipra filicauda (Wire-tailed manakin)
Lineage: Eukaryota; Metazoa; Chordata; Aves; Passeriformes; Pipridae
Gene: TSPAN33
Product: tetraspanin 33
Exons: 8
Coding region: 46-900 (284 amino acids)
Cellular component (GO): membrane
Source: RefSeq, a predicted model, not a curated record
UGGCCCCGCUCGGCCCCGCUCGGCCCCGCUCGGCCCCGCUCGGCCAUGGCGAGGCGGGCGGCGGCCCCCGCCAGGCCCCUGGGGGAUGAUUUCUCCUUCGUGAGCCCGGUGGUGAAGUACGUGCUCUUCUUCUUCAACCUGCUCUUCUGGAUGAUCUCCAUGGUGAUGGUGGCCGUGGGGGUCUACGCCCGGCUGCUGAAACACGCAGAGGCAGCCAUGGCCUGCCUGGCAGUGGACCCCGCCAUCCUCCUCAUCGUGGUCGGCGUCCUCACCUUCCUCAUCACCUUCUGCGGCUGCAUCGGCUCCUUGCGGGAGAACAUCUGCCUGCUGCAGACGUUCUCCGCCUGCCUGACCGUCGUGUUCCUCCUGCAGCUGGCGGCCGGCGUGCUGGGCUUCGUCUUCUCCGACAGGGCACGAGGGAAGGUCAGCGAGAUCAUCAACGGGGCCAUCGUGCACUACCGGGAUGACCUGGACCUGCAGAACCUCAUCGACUUCGGGCAGAAGGAGUUCAGCUGCUGCGGGGGCGUGUCCUACAAGGACUGGUCCCAGAACAUGUACUUCAACUGCACCGCCACCAACCCCAGCCGGGAGCGCUGCUCCGUCCCCUUCUCCUGCUGCCUGCACGACGCCAACCAGACCGUCAUCAACACCAUGUGUGGCCACGGGAUGCAGGACAAGGGCUACCUGGAGGCCAGUGCCUUCAUCUACACCAACGGCUGCAUCGACAAGCUGGUCAACUGGAUCCACAGCAACCUGUUCCUGCUGGGGGGCAUCACCCUGGGGCUGGCCCUCCCCCAGCUGGUGGGCAUCAUCCUGGCUCAGCUCCUCAUCAACCAGAUCCGAGACCAGAUCAAGCUGCAGCUCUACAACCAGCAGCACCGGGCAGACCCCUGGUACUGAGCUGGCGUCCGUCCGUCCCACGGCACAGCGGCGGCUCCCGGCACCUCAACAGCUGUCUUCCCAACCCCGGAUCCAUGGGAAGAGCUGAGGGGGCUUUGCUGGAGAAGAGGGAGGUAGGAGCAGGCUGUGGAUCCGUGGUGGCCGCUGUGCUGCGGAGAGGGACGCGCAGGGACACUGGAGACUCGGUGCCUUUGGUAGCCGGUGACGGGCUCGGCCGGGACGUGCCGAGCUGCUGUGCCCUGUUUUGGGGCCUGACCCAGCCCCAGAACCACUGUCUGUCUGUCUGUCUGUCUGUCCUGCUGGGGCACAGGUCGUGCACAAAGGUUUGCACUGGGAUGUGCUUCCCAUC